AUGGUCCUCCGGGCUACUGCCCCUUGUCCGGGCUGCCUCGGCUUGAAUAGACCACAAUUAAGCCCAUGGCUUUCACCAUCGCGUAGUGGCACGCGCAUCUUUGCGACGUCGCAAAACCCUCUACAAAAACCUCAUAUUCUAAGUUUAACCUCGAAAACACAACUGGGUAUAGCCAGAUUCAGUUCCAAUGCCGCCAAUAAACCCGCCACUACGCAGAAAGAUCCUCUCGCCACUAUCGACAAAAGCGCUCAGGAGCAACGGAAAGCGGAUUGGGCAAUAAUGAAAGAGAUGGCACAUUACCUAUGGCCAAAGGAUAGCUUCAAUACUAAAUUACGCGUGUCAUUGGCUGUUGUACUUCUCGUUGGGGCCAAGGUAUUGAAUGUCCAAGUACCCUUCUACUUCAAGAGCAUUGUGGAUGCUAUGAAUAUUGAUGUGGGAGAUAUGGGUGGUACCGCCGCUAUGGUAGCUGGAAGCAUGAUAGUAGCAUACGGCGCAACGAGGAUAGGGGCAACCAUCUUCCAAGAGCUACGAAAUGCCGUGUUUGCUUCGGUAGCACAGAAGGCUAUACGGAAAGUUGCUUGCAAUGUCUUUGAUCACCUACUGCGCCUAGACCUGAACUUUCAUCUCACCAAGCAGACUGGUGGUUUAACAAGGGCUAUCGAUCGAGGUACCAAAGGCAUCAGUUUCCUACUUACUAGUAUGGUAUUCCACAUCUUCCCCACGGCUUUGGAGAUAGGCAUGGUAUGCGGAAUCCUUACUUGGCAAUAUGGUGCGAAAUAUGCUGCCAUCACGGCUAUCACGAUGACCGCGUAUACUGCAUUUACUAUUUGGACCACCUCCUGGCGAACUAAGUUCCGAAGGCAGGCCAACGCCGCAGAUAAUAAGGCCUCGACAGUAGCUGUCGACUCGUUAAUAAACUACGAGGCAGUCAAGUAUUUCAACAACGAAAAAUUCGAAGUUUCUCGGUACGAUAAGGCGCUUCAGGAAUAUGAAAAGAGUUCUAUCAAGGUUGCGACUUCGUUGGCUUUGCUCAACAGCGGCCAGAACAUUAUUUUCUCGAGUGCCCUAACAGCCAUGAUGUACCUUGCCGCCAACGGCGUGGCAAGCGGCUCCCUGACAGUGGGCGACUUGGUUAUGGUCAACCAACUUGUCUUUCAGCUUUCCGUCCCGUUGAACUUUCUAGGUUCGGUUUACCGAGAGCUCAGGCAAUCCCUUCUUGACAUGGAGACUCUCUUCAACUUACAAAAAGUGAAUGUUACUAUUAAGGAACUUCCUGAUGCGAAGGCGCUUCAUCUUUCUAAAGGAGGCGAGAUCAAGUUCCAGAAUGUGAACUUCGGCUACAAUGCAGAGCGCCCCAUUCUCCGAGAUCUAACAAUGACAAUUCCCGCCGGUAAGAAGGUCGCUAUCGUAGGUCCAAGUGGAUGUGGAAAGUCUACAUUAUUAAGGCUCCUUUUCCGAUAUUAUGAUGUUGAGAAUGGUCGUAUUCUCAUCGAUGAUCAAGACAUUCGUCACGUUACGCUAGAGUCGCUGCGCAAAUCGAUUGGCGUUGUCCCGCAAGACACUCCGCUUUUCAAUGAUACUGUUGCACACAACAUCAAAUAUGGUGAUCUGUCGGCGCCCGAAGACCGAGUGAUCGCAGCCACCAAACGUGCUCGAAUUCAUGACAUUAUUUCUAGCUGGCCUGCGGGAUACCACACCAAAGUUGGCGAGAGGGGUAUGAUGAUCAGCGGAGGAGAGAAGCAACGUCUUGCGGUCUCCAGAUUACUGCUGAAGGACCCUCCUCUGCUAUUCUUUGAUGAGGCGACGAGCGCACUGGAUACGCAUACGGAGCAGGCACUCAUGCAAAACAUUAAUAGCAUCCUCCGAGAAAAGGCGCGGACGAGCGUGUUCGUAGCCCAUCGAUUACGAACUAUAUACGACGCCGACUUGAUCAUCGUAUUAAGGGAAGGCAGAGUGGCCGAACAAGGGACGCAUAAAGAGCUCAUUGACCGAGGUGGGCUAUACUCGGAGCUCUGGAGCGCUCAAGAAACUCUGUUCAACUCUGAUGGGGAGAAAGAAGGAGUGGCUAGCGAAAAAAGUAAAUGA
Messenger RNA from Daldinia childiae, 2085 nucleotides. Its product is annotated as Iron-sulfur clusters transporter ATM1, mitochondrial. Gene Ontology annotation, cellular component: mitochondrial inner membrane. Gene Ontology annotation, molecular function: ABC-type transporter activity; ATP hydrolysis activity; ATP binding. The transcript has 2 exons. The coding region runs from base 1 to 2085 and encodes 694 amino acids. The record is from RefSeq and is a predicted model, not a curated record. Lineage: Eukaryota; Fungi; Ascomycota; Sordariomycetes; Xylariales; Hypoxylaceae. Gene Ontology annotation, biological process: transmembrane transport; intracellular iron ion homeostasis.